CGUGUGGCCAAAGCCACCACAUUGCAAUGCAACAUCUGAUCCCUGGGGAGCACAGAGAGGAGUCUUUAAAAACCACAGGAUUUCUGUGAAAUGCAAAGCUCUGAGCCAUGGAACUGCCGAGGAGUCCCACACUCCAGAGAUAGAUGGGUUCCCACGCAGCUAGAGGUCAAGCAGAGCCCAAGUUUCCCAUUGCUGCACAGUAACUGUGGCUGCUGAAGAGGAAGCAGCUGUGCCAGAGUCUGACCUGGGAUUUCACCUGCUUAAGCCAGGCUUGUGUAGGCAAUAUAAACCCCUCAGAGCCCUGCUGCAGCACUGUUCUCCUGACCUGCCACUGGCAGCCUGGCCCAGAUGGCUCCCUGGAGGCUUCCCCUGCUCGCCGUGGCUCUGCUGUGGGGCUGGGUGCUGGCCUCCUCCUCCUCCCCCAGCACAGUUGCUCCCCCACGGGACCUUCGGAUCACCGACCCCGGGCUCCUGGGCUCUCUGGAUGUGGAGUGGAAGCCUCCGCCCCACACCCAGACCUUGGAGGAGUGCACAGUAAAAUACAAGUUUGAAUAUCGCAGCACUGGGGAUAGAGACUGGAAGGUUAUUUUUACUAGGAAGCUAAAACUCAGAGUUGGAUUUGACCUGAGCAGGACUGCUGAAGUGAGGCUGCAGACACUGCUCAGAGGACAGUGUACAGGUGAUGUGGAGGUGCAGAGUGACUGGAUUUAUGCAACAUUUCAGAUCCCACCACAAGGAAAACUUGAAUCAGAGGUCCAGAAUUUCAACUGCAUCUAUCAUGACUGGGAAUACCUGAAGUGCACCUGGCAGCCAGGUCUCCUCACACCUCGUGGUGUACAUUAUGGGCUAUAUUAUUGGUACGAGGGGCUGGAGCAGGCGCUGCAGUGUGAUCACUACAUCCAGGAGCACGGCGUGAACCUCGGCUGCGUGCUGCACAACCUCAGCCAGGCAGAGUACAGGGAUCUCAACAUUUGUGUCAAUGGCUCAGCAGCAGCCACUCUGCUGCGGCCACUCUACACCACCCUGCGCCUCCACAACCUCGCGCAGCCCUCGGCCCCGGAGCAGCUGGUGCUUUCCGUGUCGGCAGCCCAGGAGCUGCUGGCCGCCUGGAGCCCCCCGGGCGGGCGGGUGCCGCCGCACUGCCUGGAGUACGAGGUGCAGGUGGCGGAAGAUGCGGGGCAAGCCGCGGCUGCCUGGGCGUCUGUUUCGACCCAAAUGGAAACUGCUGUAACAAUUUCCAGAGCAAAUCAAAGCCACGUUUCAUGUGUUCGUGUCAGGGGGAGAACAAACAUUUUUUGUGCUGACCAGGGCUUUUGGAGUGAAUGGACGCAGGAUUGUUUCUCUGUGCCCAGAAAAGAGGACAAGCAGCUAUUUAUUCUCAUUCCAGUCAUCCUGAGUUUGUCAAUUAGCCUCAUAAUAUUUAUGUUGAUUGGCCAGUGCAAGAAAAGAUCCCCAGCAGGAAAGCCAUUGCACACACCUGUGGGAUUCUAACUGCCUGUGUCUGCUGUACUGCUCCUGUUUGGUGGGCUGCUCAUGGAACCACCCCAAGGACAGCCCAGGAGCCCUGAGCUUCCUGCAGUCCAGGUGGGUCUUCCCUGCCUGCUGCCACUUGUGAAGGCAGCUGUUGCAAUUCCAGUCCUUAACGGCCCAGGAAAACUGGAGGGGCUUAAAGUGACUGCAGGAAAACUGGAAGAGAUCUAACCUGACUCUGAAGCAAGGUGUUUCUGAGAAUAGGACAAGGGAGAAAAAGAGGCAGUGGAAACUGCCAUAAAUAAAGACAACAGGUUGUUCUGUG
Molecule: messenger RNA, 1795 nt
Organism: Passer montanus (Eurasian tree sparrow)
Lineage: Eukaryota; Metazoa; Chordata; Aves; Passeriformes; Passeridae
Gene: IL13RA2
Product: interleukin 13 receptor subunit alpha 2
Exons: 11
Coding region: 349-1491 (380 amino acids)
Biological process (GO): cytokine-mediated signaling pathway
Cellular component (GO): external side of plasma membrane
Molecular function (GO): cytokine receptor activity; protein binding
Source: RefSeq, a predicted model, not a curated record